Messenger RNA from Striga hermonthica, 921 nucleotides. The record is from the annotation of a GenBank genome assembly. Lineage: Eukaryota; Viridiplantae; Streptophyta; Magnoliopsida; Lamiales; Orobanchaceae.
AUGGACCUCGGAAACUCCACAGUCAAAACUCCAGACCCCGAAACAGAGGCUCAGAACCCGGCCCGGAUCCAGCCGCCGGCAAAGGCGCCGCCUUUAAGCAACGGUGUGCUGAAGCGCCACGCGCCGCUGGGUCUCCACCAUCCCCACCACCCGGUGGUCGUCACCUACAAGGAGUGCCUGAAGAACCACGCCGCCAGCCUCGGCGGCCACGCCCUCGACGGCUGCGGCGAGUUCAUGCCCUCGCCGGCCUCCAACCCCGCCGAGCCCGCCUCCCUGAGGUGCGCCGCGUGCGGAUGCCACCGCAACUUCCACCGCCGCGACCCCGACGAGUCGCCGCCUCCGCCGCCCGCCCUCGAGUACCAGCCCCACCACCGCCACCAUCCCCCGCCGCCGCGCGGAGGCAGCGGCAGCCCGGACGAAUCCCCGUCCCCGCCGCCGAUCUCCACGUCGUACUUCCCGUCGGCGCCCCACGUGCUGCUGGCCCUCAGCCACGGCGGCCAGCCCGCCCCCCCGCCUGACGGGUCCAUCCCGAUCUCGAUCUCCGGCGGCGCAUCCGUGCCCGCGAUGAGUUCCGGCGGCCGGAAACGCUUCCGGACGAAGUUCACCACUUACCAGAAGCAGAGGAUGCUCGAUUUCUCCGAGAAAGUCGGCUGGAAAAUGCAGCGGAGGGACGACGACGCCACCAACGAGUUCUGCAGCGAGAUCGGAGUCGACAGAGGGGUUUUCAAGGUGUGGAUGCACAACAACAAGAACAACUUCGCCAAGAAAGACAAUCCACCGGCGGCAUCCGCCGCCCCGAACGGAAACGGCGCAAUCUACCACCACUUCCAUGACGGAAAUGGUGCUGACGUCAAACCCAGUCUUCAUGAAGGUACAACUGCUCAAGCCAUUGGUACAAAUGGCUCAUCGUCUUCUUCUUAA